UGAUUGAUUCAUUUCAUCCCGCAAAUCCCUUUUCCUUUUUUCAAAAUAAAAAUUUUAUUAGCCAUUUAAUUUCCCAUUCAUUCUCGAUUUUCUUCAAUUUCCUCUCCUUUCCUCCUCCUUCCUUCUUUGACCGUUCAUUGCGCGGGGAUUAGCCCCCUUUCCUCCUUCCCCCCCCCCUUCUCCUAGUCGGGUUUCUUCAAAAAGUAAUGAUGCGCGACAAAUGGUGGACAUAAAAACCAAUAUAGUAUAUUUAGAGAAUGAUUAUUAUUUGGCAACAAAUAGCGAAAAAUGAAGGAAACCUUCUCCUUUUUCAUUCAGCGGAUGCGCAAACACAGAUUUUUUGUUGGGGAUUGGGAAAAUAGGGGGAGGGAGCUAAAAGAGCUUCAAAUCUGUUUUAAUUAUUUGCACGCUAAUCAAUUAAUUUUUUCUCUCGAUUCGAGAGGGUUCUUGGCUUAUUUUGUACUUACUGUAAUUUUUAUAAUUAUUAUCAUGAGAUUGGUAUUAACGCGGGUUGCCGAUUUCGAGUCGGGCUGA
Molecule: messenger RNA, 534 nt
Organism: Meloidogyne enterolobii
Lineage: Eukaryota; Metazoa; Nematoda; Chromadorea; Rhabditida; Meloidogynidae
Source: the annotation of a GenBank genome assembly